AUGACUGCCCUUUCAGGCUCCGACCUAGGACUUGGUCAGUUUAAUCAUCGUCGAGUUGCUAUGGGAGCAUCGCCCUUUCGCUGGCUUACCAAGCUUGGCAGCGGUCGACAUUUUGACGUUAGUCCCAGGAGCACCUCAGUCAAGCCUCUGAUCCUUGUCAGUUACAGCGAACCACUAGGGACAGACGGGCACCAAGGAGAAAUCCGACGUCUAAGGAUUCACCGGUUUCGUUGCGAUGCCACACCUCCCUACAACUGUGUGUCCGAUUACUACGCCGGGAGAGACUGGUUGUUAAUGCUCAGCUACAUCUCCCUGUCAACUUACAAACGUAAUAACAACUAUGAUGUGUUAUUCUCAAAAGAUUACAUCCUGUUCCCUCGGGCAGAUGAAAGAACCGAGGACAACUCGAUACCAUAUAUUGAGACCACAGGUAAUGUUAAGUCCUCACCGCAGGCGCUGCUUGGACCCCCUGAUUUCCUAUCUUUUGAGGAAAUUCGUCCUGGCAGAGUUUUCGUAGAGAAGCAAGUGCAUAAAUCACCAAAGGUUACAGGAUUGUGUCAGCUCAAACUGGUCAUGUCGGUUUCGCGAGGGCAAUUAAAGGUCAUCUCAGGUCGAAGUACCUAUCUCCAGACAGGUACAGAAAUCAAGUCACCUUUUUCAGCUUGCCCAGCUACAGUCACCUUUUUGAUGGUAGUGUUAAGUGUAACAGCUGCUUCUGGUCAAUGGUCUAGGAGUUACAGCCAACCUUACAAUCAGAGAUAUCACCCUUCAUACUACAGAUAUCCUCCUUAUGGCUACAGAUUCUAUACUCAAAUGCAGCAACCAGAUUUAAUAUACCCAACUCGUCAACCUGUCUACCAGGUAAGAAACACGCCAACUCCUAGUGAAAAACGACAUGAUACAGGCCGAGUUUUGUUCGCUGAUGUAGCAGAAAGUUCUCUCUCUUCAACUGAUGCUACAAGUAUAGGCUCUAUGGUAACAACUAUGAAUCCUGCAACAAGUACAGGAUCACUGGAAACAACUAUGAGCCCUGUAAUAACAAGCUCCUUAACAACAACUACUAAAAAUCCUACAGAAAAGCCAGUAACUACAAUAAGUACCACUUCCUCUACUACUACUACUACUACUACUACUACCAUUGCUAGUCCCACAGAAGGUGGAACUAAAGACACCUCUCCAACUAGUACAGCAAGUUCUGAUCAAACUGGCACCAACAUGAAUGUACCAUCAGCAACAGAGAAUGAUACUCAGUCAACAGUCACUCCAGCAGAUAUAGAAGUAAAUCAGACCUCUUCCACAACACCAAUAUUUCAGCCUUUUACAAUGAGACCUGUACAUUUUAUUCUGCAGCAUCAAGAGAAUGAAGACAAACAGUUAAAAGUUGACACCUUAGCCACUUCAGCAAAACAAGCAAAUGAACACAUACAAGAGAACUUUCAAAGAGAGAAAACUGAUGAAAUGACCCAUCUCUCGAAUGUAAAAUUUUCCAUCAGUGAACCAGUUAAAGUUUGCUGUGAUAAUGAUGAUGAUGAUGAAAUGCAGAAAUCAGAUCACACAAGUGAAAAGAGUGAUGUUCUGGUAAAUAACACAAGCAAUGAUGAUAAAAUACCAGAAACUGAAGGGACACCAGAAUCUACUACAGAGAAACCAGAUCUUCAGAAGUUCUUCUUUAGUAACCUUUUUGGUCCUGGUGGCUUCUUAGGAAGGCCAAGACCCCAGUAUCAGUCAAGGCCAGUCCCAUUAACUCCACCAAUACAAAGACCACAAAAGCAGUCAGAUCAGCAGUACCAGCAAGCCACACAAAGAAAAACAGUCCAGCAAAAAAUUCCUGUAAAACCAAUAGAAACCACACCCAUAAGCUUACACCAGCCAACAUCUAGGCAUCCACAAAAGGGACAACCACAACACUACAAUCGGCCACAUGUGAUUCAACCUGCACCAACACGCCCAUCCCAGACUUUACCUCAGAGACCACCUUUUGCAUAUAGCCGACCUCCUAAACUUCCAGUAAGAAUUCCUCGCCCCACAAUUCGGGCACCUUCUGGUCAACUUCUGAAACAGGUUGCUGGACCAGUCCUUGGUCCAGCUCCAGGAGUUACUUGGAUACCAUCCAGUGACAUACCCAAUAGACCAGCUGCAAUUCAGCCUGACUCAGCACUGACCUGGGUUCCAGCAAAUCUUCCUGAUAGGCAAGAUAACAGUGACGCACUCCUUUUUGUAGAUGAAGAUCAACCAGCAAAGCAGAUUAACAAUGAUACUUUAGGAACGGAUGUUAAACUAACUGUCCCAACACCUGUUUUAGAAUCUGAAAAUAAAGACACAACAUUGGUCUUAGCAAAAGAUGAAGUGAAACACUUUGUACCAGAGACUAUUAUUCCUUCUGAAGCAGAAUCUGUUACACCACCUUCUUCAGAACAUAAAACUUCUUCCUCAAAACAACUGGAAAAUGUGGAUGAGGAUUCAGGCAUGUCUCAGAAACAAAUUGAAAACACAGCUUCAGCUACUUUAUCAUUGACAGAAAAUGAAAACAUAUCACCUGUUCCAAAAGCAGUGACAGCAUUAAGGACACAUGAUGAAAUUCAGGAACAACCUGAUGUUCAACUUGUUGAAGAUGCCCUAAUACCUCGGAAUGCUGGAGACGCAAUAAAACAACCUGUUGCCGAUGUCAUAACAGGCCAAUUUUCCAAGGAUAUUUCUGAUACACUCAUUACUGAUCCUGUGGAAAAUACUCCCGUACAAGCUGUCAGAAUUGUUAGGCUCCCUUUCCGUCCACCAUUCCCACCAGAUAAUGAAACUCAAUCAGUCAGGGUGCCUAUAACUUCUGCACAAAGUUUCAGGCAAUCAGUCAGGAAGCCACCUCGACAACGUCCACCUCCUACUGGAUUUUUCCAGUUUCAGCGUCCUCCUCCAUCAUCUGCUAAGCCAGCAACACCUGCUAGACCAAUUCAACUCCUCUCUACAUUAUCUGUUCAGCCAUCACCACUGCAAACACCUAUUCAACCGCCACGACAGCGAUCGCCUGUUCAGCCACCUCCACUGCAGUCACCUAUUCAGCGACCACCACCACGAUCACCAGUUCAGCCACAACUAUCGGUCCGGACUGAUAAUGCACCACCUACCCCCUUGUCUUCUCAACCAAAACAACCUGCUCCUCACUCAGAUCCUAGACUAUCUACACAAUCAACAUCUCAUCCACUAAUUUCUAGACCAUCAGCACAAACCCAGCCUUUUGUAGCUAAUAUUGAGAACAAAAGUGAUGCUCCAACACAGGGUGUCUUACCCCAGUUCAAUCCAGCUAGUGGUCUUCAGUUUACUCUUAUUAAGCCCUCAGAAAUAUCAGAUGAAAAUAAUAAUCGAGACAUUUCUCCACAAUUUAAUCCAGAAAUUGGCACAACUUUUGCAGGGGAGAUUAAAGCAAACAGGAACAGGUCUACAACUGUACAGAGUGUGUUGGAAGAUAUCGUGCAGAUAUCUAAACCAGAUCCUUUCAGAAUCAUUUCUGGGCCAUCCCUUUCUAACCAAUCUUCAAGUAACAAUCAACCACCAGAAGCUGAAUUGCCACCAUCAGUUCCUGAAGAGCAAGUUUUCUUACCAGCUAUAACAGUUGUAUCAUCAGUGAAUUUUAACAAGCAAUCCCCUAUUAUGCUAGGUAGUCAAAAUCUUUCAGAAGAGAAAGCUACAGCUAUUAAUGAAGAAACAACUGAAUUGACACUACCUGUAAUGAACAUAUUUGACAUUGUUCCCAUCACCAACUCACCUGUAGAAACAAACACAUUGUCUGAAGUUACUCCUUUACCAUCAUCAGUUAACACAACUAUACCAGUGUUAAAUACAACUACUGUUAUACCAGAAGUCAUCACAGAGGCACAGCCUUCAUCAACAACAGAGAAGUCAUCAACUCAUACUGUUACUGAAGCUAAUGCCAAACCAAAAGAUCAUGAGGUUGUUUUCAAUAAACAUAGUAACAGUAAUAUAACAAAUAUACUAGCUGGUGGAUUUCAGCUAAUAUCCUCUGAUGAUGUAACAGAAAUGCAGAAAGUCGAGAAUUCUAGCAAAAAAGAGGUUUUGUCAUUGGCAGGUCCUGGUCCAAUGAAGCCAAUCCCACUGGACUCUCCACAGCAAUCAUUUGUUGAUGAGGAAAAUACACUAAAGCCAGGAAGUGUUCCACUACAGCCGAUUCAAAUCCCUGAGAUAGAUGACCUGGAGGAUGAUCUUGAUGCUGUUGUAUCAUAUGUAGCAUUACUGCACAGAGCAGUACCUCCUUUAAAUCGAAAACCAACAAUAGAACCUAGUAAAGGCAGUACAGAGAAGAAACAGGAGCUUCCCAAACCAACCACUCCUCAGCUUCCAGUCCACAUAAGGCCUAUUCCAUCUGGGGCAUUCAUUCCAGGUAUAGGUUUAUCCAAGAGACCAGGCGCGGUGCCGAUCCGAAUAAAUAAUCUGAGUAACCUUCCACCAGAUGCCAUCUUGGUUAGGAGACCAGGACCACCUCCCCAAACACUGCAAGCAAGACCAGGACCACCACCCCCAACACUGCAAGCAAGACCAGGACCACCACCCCCAACACUGCAAGCAAGACCAGGACCACCACCCCCAACACUGCAAGCAAGACCAGGACCACCACCCCCAACACUGCAAGCAAGACCAGGACCACCACCAACACUGCUGGCAAGACCAGGACCGCCACCAACACUGCUGGCAAGACCAGGACCACCGACACAGCAAACACGACCAGGGCCACCACCACCAACAAUACAAACAAAUGUUCAUCCAUUAUCAAAUGGACAGUUUAGACCUGGAAUAAUCUUUACACUUGAUGAAGCAGGAACACCUCAUUUCUCACCAUUACCUCCUAGACCACAGCCUUUGCCACCUCAGCCACCUAGACCAGAGACUCAAUCUCAAAGCCAAGCAUUGCCAGAGAGACAGAAAAUUUCUUCCUCUGGUCAAAAACCUGAUGAUUCUUCACUAAGACAGCCAGCUGAUGACCAGCCACCUUCCAAUGUUGAGACCCAGACUUUUGUCAGACCUACACAAUCCCAAGAGGUCCUAGCCUCUGAAGUUCCAGAGGGGAAUGAUAAUUCACAAUCAUCAUUAAUAACUCUAGAAAUAACUGGAACCAAGCCAACAUCACAACCAUCAGAACUAUUUUCUGCUGCAAGACCUACAUCACAUCCAAACCUGCAAAGACCUGAACUACUUCCAUUACCCACUCGUCCAGUUCCACUGAAACCUGAAACACCACCCCCACCUGUAAAGCCAGUUUCAGAGAGCCCUAAAACAAAGCCAGUGAUACUUAUCCCAACUAUACAAAAAACAGAAACUGAUCUAACCCCACAAAAUCUCGAAACAAGACCACCACCACAAAGCCCAAUUCUUCAAAGGCCUGAAUCACAACUGCUACAACGGCCAUCCCCACAAAGACCUGAAGUGCUACUAUCUUUUCAACCUAUUUCACAAACAUCUGAGGCACAAUCACUACGUCCAUUCCCCCAAAGACCUGAGUCACGACCACCAUCUCCAGCUCCACAAACAAUUGCUGAAUCUCAGCCACAGAGACCUGAAACAAAACUACCACAAUUGAUUUUACAAAGACCAACUCUACAAAGGCCGGGAAUCUUGCCUCCAAUUCAAAGACCACCCCUAAAACGACCUCAGACUCUACAAAGACCAGAAGUGCCACCUGCAGAUAUGCUGCCCCCACCACGACCUUUUCCAGGGUUUCAGCCAAGACCUGAAACCACACAACGCAGACCAGACACACAACCGGCUGCUUUGAGGCCACAGUUCCUUGCAAGACCUCCCACAGGACCAUUUUUCCGACCUGGUGUCCCAACAGAAAGUUCACUACGUAGACCUGUUGUUUCUACACAAUUCCAGCCAUCUCAGCCUACCAUUCCAUUUUCUCAAGGGAAACUAAGCUUCCAGGAAACAUUAAAGCCUCAGCUAGUAACCGAUGAUUUCAGACCAAUCACUCCAUCACCUGAAAUCCCCCUUGCAACAGAAAACGAACAGCCCCAAUCAAACCAGUUCGUUCGUGGAGAUAAUCAGAAACUCAUUGAUGACAUCAUUGGCUCUCUCCCAGAUUUUUUGAAGGGUUCAGUCAAAAUAGACCAUACAAAUUUAGGUCCAGAAAAUACUGUAUCAGUUAGUAACAGCUAUGGGAAUGUAAUUUACCAAAAAAGAGGCAUUACUUACAUAGACCAAGUGCAGUAG
Penaeus chinensis is the source of this 6216-nucleotide messenger RNA. Its product is annotated as mucin-2-like. Bases 1 to 6216 code for a protein of 2071 amino acids. NCBI's taxonomy places the organism in Eukaryota, Metazoa, Arthropoda, Malacostraca, Decapoda, Penaeidae. The transcript is spliced from 9 exons. The record is from RefSeq and is a predicted model, not a curated record.